CACACGCUCUCUCUCCCCCUAUCUAUCUCCCUUUUUCUUUCCACAAGGUCCUCAUCUCCCCACUCCUCCAAUGGCUUCCUCUCUCCCUCUCUCUCUCCUCCAAAUUGCAUGCAUUUCCCUCCUAUGUGCUCUGCUAAUCUCACCCGCCGCACAAGCAGCCACCUGCACCUCACAGACAUUCAAAAACAACAAGCUCUACUCCAACUGCACAGACCUCCCCGUUCUCAGUUCCUACCUCCACUGGACGUACGACCCCUCCAACUCCUCCCUCUCCGUUGUCUUCGUCGCCGCCGCCCCCAAGCCCGAUGGCUGGGUCGCCUGGGCCAUCAACCCCACGUCCGAAAAAAUGGCCGGGGCCCAGACCCUACUGGCCCACAAAACAACCGACGGUACCCCAACUGUCAAAACCUACAACAUCAGCACCUACACCUCCAUCGUCCCCGGAAAGCUCUCGUUCGACGUCUGGGACGUCAGCGCCGAGUUCUCCAACGGUACGUACAAGAUAUUCGCCACCGUCAAGGUCCCCAAAAACGCGGAGUCCGUCAACCAGGUCUGGCAGGUGGGUCCCGGCGUCGACAAAACCACUGGUUUCCCACAAAAGCAUGAGUUCGUCGGCUCUAAUCUCGUGUCCUUUGGCACUUUGCACUUGGUUGCUAAUGCCACUACUGGCACCACUAACUCCACUACCGGCACUACCAACUCCACAACGGGCGGUGCCUCCACGACUAACACCACUGGUGGCAGUGGUAGUGGUGGGGCUUUGAGGAUUGGGAGUGGAGGAAACAUGGGUUUGUUUUCCAUUUCGCUUUUGGUUCUUGGAGCUCUCAUUGUUUUCUAAAAUUUGGUAAUUUUGGGUUUACUUUUUCGUUCUGAAUAUUAAUGUGAUUGAAAUCAUUGAUGUUGAUCAAUCGAAGUGGAGAUGGAGGUUAAUUUGAGCAUUUUUUUAGGUGGAAGAAUAUCUUAUUGUUAUACAUGAUAUUGUGAAAUCCCACAUUGAUUUAAUUA
This is a messenger RNA of Pyrus x bretschneideri (Chinese white pear), 1005 nucleotides long. Its product is annotated as auxin-induced in root cultures protein 12. The coding region runs from base 71 to 838 and encodes 255 amino acids. The transcript has a single exon. NCBI's taxonomy places the organism in Eukaryota, Viridiplantae, Streptophyta, Magnoliopsida, Rosales, Rosaceae. The record is from RefSeq and is a predicted model, not a curated record.